Apodemus sylvaticus (European woodmouse) is the source of this 832-nucleotide messenger RNA. RefSeq names its product ecto-ADP-ribosyltransferase 4-like. The transcript has 3 exons. The annotation marks the transcript as partial. NCBI's taxonomy places the organism in Eukaryota, Metazoa, Chordata, Mammalia, Rodentia, Muridae. The record is from RefSeq and is a predicted model, not a curated record. Gene Ontology annotation, molecular function: NAD+ poly-ADP-ribosyltransferase activity; NAD+-protein-arginine ADP-ribosyltransferase activity.
AAUGUCCUUAAGUUCCUCCCUGAGGGCACGACCCUGGUGCAUGCCCUGGUCAUCUUGGUUUUCUCCUUGAAUCUCAAUGUGAGCUCUGACUUGGCCAAGGCCAUGACCAGGGCUGCACGGUCUCCUGGGCAGUACAGUCAGUCAUUCCACUUCAAGUAUCUGCACUACUACCUCACCUCAGCCAUCCAGCUGCUGAGGAAAGACAGCUCUACAAAGCACGGCAGUCUGUGUUACAAGGUAUACCACAGGAUGAAGGAUGGGAACAUUGACGCCAGUGUAGGGUCCACCAUCCGAUUCGGCCAGUUCCUCUCUGCCUCCCUGCUAGAGGAAGAGACGCAGGCGUCUGGAAACCACACCUUGUUUACUAUCUUCACUUGUCUGGGUGCCUCUGUGCAAGACUUCACUCUCAGGAAGGAAGUCCUGAUCCCCCCCUAUGAGUUAUUUGAAGUCAUAAGUAAGAACUACACUUCCAAAGGACAUCUGAUAAACUUGUGGUCUGCUGGGAACAUGAGCGCGUAUGACUGCCAGCUGCUAAAAGGUUGUGGUACAGGAAACAGAGGUAUUCUGAAAACGAAGCCAGGCAGAAAUGGCUACAAACCAGAUGGGCAGAGGGACCCAGCGGAGACCAGCAAACCCUGUGGCUCAUCACAUUCCACCAGAAGCUUCCAGAUGAGCCCAGAUGAAAAGCCCUCCAACAAUACUCCUGAGCAACGGAGGGACACAAACUCGGAGAUCCAACGAGAGACUUGCUGAAAUAUGGCUCAGAGUGACUUCCUCUACCCACAAAACCCACGGAGGCGACAGGAAGUGAACCGCCUUCACCAGCAGCUGC